UGUAGCGUGUGAAUGUUAAUAUCCUACUACAUAUUGUUUACGCCAAACUUCGCAGACAAUCAGAAGGCUUGCGCAGAACCGAGAAGCUGCGCGCAAAAGCCGGCUGCGAAAGAAGGCUUACAUCCAGCAGCUUGAGAGCAGCAAGCUGAAGCUUGCCCAAAUGGAACGGGACAUGCAGAGAGCACACUCCCAGCCCCAGGGCGUCUUUCUUGGAGGAGCUCCAGGUGCAAACGCCAGCUCAGGCGCGGCAAUGAUCGACGCGGAGUACGCCCGUUGGCUGGAUGACCAAGGCCAGCGCAAGGCCGAGCUACAAGGAGCUCUGCAAGCGCACUUGCCCGACGGUGAUCUCCAAGCGAUCGUGGAUGACACCCUGACCCACCACGACGAGCUGUUCAGGCUGAAGGCUUCAGCAGCCAAGUCCGACGUGUUCCACGUCAUCACCGGGGCGUGGACGACCCCUGCCGAGCGGUGCUUCCUCUGGAUGGGUGGAUUCAGGCCAUCGGAUCUGGUCAAGACGCUGCUGCCCCAGCUAGACCCCCUGACCGAGCAGCAGCAACUGGUAGGCAUAUGCAACCUUAAGCAGUCGUCACAGCAGGCAGAGGAAGCUCUCUCCCAGGGCCUGGACCAGCUGCAUCAGUCACUAGCUGACACCAUGGCCAACGGAUCGCUGAUCGACGACACCAGCAUGAGCUUCAUGGGUCAAAUGGCCCUUGCCCUUGGCAAGCUGUCCAGCCUUGAAGUUUUUGUGAUACAGGCUGAUAACUUGAGGCAGCAGACUCUUCAUCAGAUGCGCCGGAUUCUGACAGUUCGGCAGGCAGCUCGCUGUUUCCUUGCCAUCGCCGGGUACCAGAACCGCCUGCGCGCCCUAAGCUCCCUCUGGGUUUCUCGGCCUCGAGAGAUACUGGUUGCAGAUGAAGGCGACUGUGGGGAGAUGAGCGCUGCAGCAUAGGCAGGCAUCCCAAAGCCAAUUUCCGUCCUUCUGAUUCAGGCAUGACUCGGAGCUCUAACCAACCUUCUGACUCAGGAGCAAGGGAGAAACGACUGGGAAGUGGAAAGAGAGGUUUUGGAUGCCAUCAGAUAUAUCUGAGAGGCACUGAAGAGAUCUGGGGAAUGGACCAAGCUUUAGAACAGGGAAAUGAUCCGUCUGAAAACGUGCGGAACCUGUAGGAGCAGUUUCCAGGACGUGAAAAAUUGUUCUGUUCACUGGAGCCGUGCCCAGUACACUGCACGUUCUUCUGGUUCUGUCUGGUCUCAAUUCUCAAAAGUAGCUCUGCCUAGCUAGUGGGUGCAGUCGGCAACUCAUACAGAUAAUUGCUGGUUGAUUACGGCAUAUCUACUAGCAAUCUCUAUGACCAUGUCACUUUCUAGUCACCCAUGAGGAUUGCCAAUGCACUAUCUUAACUAGAUCCGGUUAUUAUGAUGCGAUCUUUAUCAAUGCACUAUCUUAACACCCGAGCUGAGCAGUCGUUCGGAGGGAAGACCACGGUGUUCGAUGGAAAUAUAAAUGGUUCUUCCUA
Molecule: messenger RNA, 1517 nt
Organism: Zea mays
Lineage: Eukaryota; Viridiplantae; Streptophyta; Magnoliopsida; Poales; Poaceae
Product: transcription factor TGAL11
Exons: 7
Coding region: 161-949 (262 amino acids)
Biological process (GO): DNA-templated transcription
Molecular function (GO): sequence-specific DNA binding
Source: RefSeq, a predicted model, not a curated record